This is a messenger RNA of Parnassius apollo (apollo), 762 nucleotides long. NCBI's taxonomy places the organism in Eukaryota, Metazoa, Arthropoda, Insecta, Lepidoptera, Papilionidae. The record is from the annotation of a GenBank genome assembly.
AUGGAUCCAGAUUCCGACGGGGGCCCGACCCCCGACGAGCAAAAAUCAAAGAAAAGGAAAUUGCCCGAUACUCGCAAAGGAAAUGCCGUCGACUACAAAAUUUUUGCAAAAACAAAUUACACGCGACAAUUCCCAGAAAACCACAGCGUCGACUGCGUAGUCUACGUUGAAUCACAAGAAAACGAAAAAAUUGGUAACAAAAAUCCAAUAACACUUACAAAGUUAUUUACGGAAAAUGUAAAAGGAAUCGCUGGCGUCCACAGAGUGAACGCAUAUAAAGUGGGCAUAAUGUUCAGAAAACCAGCACCGGCCAAUAACUUCCUUACCAUGACACACUUUCUGGGAAAACACAAAUUAAAAGCGUUUGUGCCUGCGCACCUCACUGAAAUUACUGGAGUCAUAAGAUACGUACCUAAAGACUUAAGCAAUGAAGACAUAAACAAAAGCAUUACCUGUGAUGCAGAAGUCAUCUCCGUCAAGAGAUUUAUGCGAAAGGUAGAUGGAAAGCUCACUCCGCUGGGGACCAUUGCAGUGACCUUCGCUGCGACAGCGCUGCCGCAGCACGCCUACAUACAGAUGUUCAGAUACCCGGUCCACAUAUACAUCCCUCCAUUACUACAGUGCUACAAAUGCCUGAAGUUUAAUCACUCUGCGAAAGUCUGCCGAGGAUCUCAAAUGUGUUCUUCGUGCUCCGGACAACACUCCUACAAAGAAUGCGACGUCGAAAAAAUUGUGUGCAUCAACUGUCAAGGUGGUCACUAA